Molecule: messenger RNA, 1044 nt
Organism: Arabidopsis thaliana (thale cress)
Lineage: Eukaryota; Viridiplantae; Streptophyta; Magnoliopsida; Brassicales; Brassicaceae
Product: 3-oxoacyl-acyl-carrier synthase-like protein (Protein of unknown function DUF455)
Exons: 3
Coding region: 42-917 (291 amino acids)
Source: RefSeq, marked reviewed
ACACAUCUCGCCGCCGGGAAAAACUAGAAGGAAAUAUAGAGAUGGAUUGCGAAACCCUAAUUGAAUCGGCGAUCAGGAUUCUGAACACAUCAGACCCGCACGAAAAAGCACGACUUGGCGAUUCGAUAGCCGUGAAAUGGCUUCAAGGUGCAAUCGCCGAACCCUACGAUCCCACCGUCGACUUCCCCGUCCCGGACAGACCGGCUCGACUUCCGGUGAAACUGGUGUCUCCAAGUUUGAUGCCGAAGCUGGGAAGAGCUGGUAGCUUACAGAGCAGGCAAGCAAUUGUUCAUAGUCUUGCUCAUACUGAAAGUUGGGCUAUUGACUUAUCUUGGGAUAUAAUUGCUCGUUUUGGCAAGCAAGAGAAGAUGCCAAGAGACUUCUUUACGGAUUUUGUUCGUGUUGCUCAGGACGAAGGUCGUCACUUCACUUUGCUUGCAGCUCGGCUUGAGGAAAUUGGUUCUAGUUACGGUGCAUUGCCUGCUCAUGACGGUCUUUGGGACUCUGCUACUGCCACAUCUCACGAUCUUUUGGCUCGUUUGGCUAUAGAGCAUUGCGUUCACGAGGCUAGAGGGCUUGAUGUACUGCCCACAACGAUAUCUCGGUUUAGGAAUGGAGGCGAUAACGAGACAGCAGAUUUACUAGAGAAAGUUGUGUACCCUGAAGAAAUCACUCACUGUGCAGCUGGAGUAAAAUGGUUUAAGUAUCUAUGUGAACGGUCCAAGGAUCCUGAAUUCACCAUCAGCAGCAAAGAAUCAGAUGAUAGCAAUGAAGAGAUAAUCAACAAGUUUCAUUCGGUUGUAAGGGAGCAUUUCAGAGGACCGUUGAAACCGCCUUUUAAUGCUGAAGCAAGAAAAGCUGCUGGCUUUGGUCCUCAAUGGUAUGAACCUCUUGCUGUCAAAGAGAGCAAUGCCUAGCAAAAUCCAACAAGUCUACUGCUUUUCUUCUUAUCUUUUCACAUACUUGAUGUUUCAACACUGUUGUUACCAACUUACCACGGUUUUGUGAAAGGAGCACUCAUGCUUGAAUUCAGUAUCUCAUGUA